CAGGGGCAGACUGACCAUUUGGAAACCCGGGCACCGCCCGAGGGCCAGGGGUCAGUAGGGGGCCCCAUGAGAUGCCCCUGGUACCUUUUUCAUAGGCUUUUUGAGUUUGGGCAGGGACACAGGGGUCCCAUGAUCCCCUAUUGCCCGGGGGCCCCAUGAGUUGUCAGUCCGCCCCUGUGAUACCUGUCAAUGCCCAUCGGUGCCUCCUCACCAGUGCUGCCUAUCAGUGCCCAUCAGUGCAGGCUAUCAGUGCCCAU
Molecule: messenger RNA, 257 nt
Organism: Staurois parvus
Lineage: Eukaryota; Metazoa; Chordata; Amphibia; Anura; Ranidae
Source: the annotation of a GenBank genome assembly